Molecule: messenger RNA, 1101 nt
Organism: Eimeria mitis
Lineage: Eukaryota; Apicomplexa; Conoidasida; Eucoccidiorida; Eimeriidae
Exons: 5
Coding region: 1-1101 (366 amino acids)
Cellular component (GO): nucleus
Source: RefSeq, a predicted model, not a curated record
AUGAUGAGGGGGACAGUGCAGCAGCAGCAGCAGCUGCUGCUGCUGCAACAACAGCAGCAGCAAAAGCAGUUGCUGCUGCUGCUGCUACAGCUCUUACGACAACAGCAGCAACAGCAGCAGCAGCAACUACAGCAGCAGCAGCAGCAGCAGCAGCAGCAAGAGCUGUGUUUAGUCCCAGGCCGGUGCUGCUGCAGUCACUGUUUCGAUGGGGGGGCCUUGCUGCUGUCUCUGCACCCUGCAGCAGCAGCAACAGCAGCAGCAGCAACAGCAGCAGCAGCAGCAGCAGCAACAGCAGCAGCAGCAGCUGGAGAGUUUCUCUUUGGGAUGUAUCUACGCCUCAUAGGGAGCAGAGGCGGUGGAGGUUUGCGCCUUGCUGCUGUGGAAGGGAAACAAAUGGAGGGAAGAUACAGGUCAGCUGCAGCAGCAGCAGCAGCAGCAGCAGCAGCAGCAGCAGCAGCAGCAGGAGCAGCAGCAAGAGUAGUAGGAGCAGCAGCAGAAGCAAGAGUAGUAGGAGCAGCAGCAGCAACAGAAGCAGGAGCAGCAGCAAGAGUAGUAGCAGCAGCAGCAAGAGUAGUAGGAGCAGCAGCAAGAGUAGUAGGAGCAGCAGCAGCAGCAGCAGCAGAAGCAGCAGCAGCAAGAGUAGUAGGAAAAGCAAGAGUAGUAGAAGCAGCAAGAGUAGCAGCAGCAACAGCAGCAGCAGCAACAGCAGCAGCAGCAAGAGCCGUAGGAGCAACAGCAGCAGCAGCAGCAACAGCAGCAACAGUAGAAGCAGCAGCAGUAGUAGCGACAGCAGCAGCAGUAGUAGGAGCAGCAGCAGCAGCAACAGGAGUACCACGAGGUGAAGGGUAUGGGCCGGCGCAAGGAGAAGUGGUGGAGCCCCAACGAACGGGAGGAACAGCAGCAGCAGCAACAGCAACAGCAGCAGCUGUAGCAGCAGAGAUAGGAGCAGCAGCAGCUGCUGCUGCAGGAGCAGGAGCUGCAGGAGCAGCAGCAGCAGCAACAGCUGUAGCAGCAGCUGCAGGAGCAGCAGCUGGUGGUGGUGCUGCUGCUGGUUCUGGUGGUGUGCUGCAGCAACAGCCGCAGCAGCAACAGCAGCUGUAA